UAGUGAUCUGUCAUUCUCUUUCCAUCAUCCAUCACAGUGUCAGUGUCAGAGGCAGAACCGAGCGAGAACUGAGUUCAAAAAUUUGUCCCAGAGUUAUAUCAUCACUUGAUAUAAACUAUUUCGGUAGAUUUUUAGCCUCGACAGGUCUACAGAACGAUGGCUGCAAGACGUUUCCUGGCAUCCUUUUUCCCAACUGUGAAGGCACAGGAGGAGGAAAUUGUCGACCCACAGGUCGUUCUACGGGAAAAGUGCGCUGAACACGGUACGGCUCCACAGCUCUGGGAAAAGUACCAGGCCUGCAAUGACCGCGUUAACGGCCGAUCGAACACCACCGAAACCUGCGUUGAAGAACUGUUCGACUAUUUGCACGAAUUGGACCACUGUGUAACGAAGACCUUGUUCUCCAAGCUGAAGUAAACGUCCUCGGGGCGCUUGCGGUCAAACAAAUGGGGACGAAGAGGCUUAGGAUUACUCAUUUAGUUUAUUGUUAUGUCCUCUACUAAUCGGCGGUUACCUGGGACACGAUCCACUGCGGUGUCUAACAAUUUUGGUGAAAUAGUUGGAAAUAUGUUCAAACAACUCGGAAAAUAAAGCCUCCCAUCGGACAUGA
Aedes albopictus (Asian tiger mosquito) is the source of this 610-nucleotide messenger RNA. RefSeq names its product cytochrome b-c1 complex subunit 6, mitochondrial (gene UQCR-11). The transcript is spliced from 3 exons. NCBI's taxonomy places the organism in Eukaryota, Metazoa, Arthropoda, Insecta, Diptera, Culicidae. The coding region runs from base 157 to 417 and encodes 86 amino acids. Gene Ontology annotation, biological process: mitochondrial electron transport, ubiquinol to cytochrome c. The record is from RefSeq and is a predicted model, not a curated record.